Molecule: messenger RNA, 1224 nt
Organism: Callorhinchus milii (elephant shark)
Lineage: Eukaryota; Metazoa; Chordata; Chondrichthyes; Chimaeriformes; Callorhinchidae
Product: actin-like
Exons: 1
Coding region: 1-1179 (392 amino acids)
Source: RefSeq, a predicted model, not a curated record
AUGAGUAAAUACCUCGGAAAACCCGUUGCCGCCCUGGCACAGUGCCCGUCUCAGUCUCACGAGGCCUUCACGGAAAUCGCGGCCAUAGUGAUGGACAUCGGGACCGGUUACACCAAAGCAGGUUUCGCCGGUGACGAUAAACCGCGAGUGGUCCUGCGUUCCCUGGUUGGCAUUCCCAUCCACCAGCCCGUGCACGACCACAACAAAGGACCCGAUUACUACAUCGGGAACUCAAUCCCCAACGAUCCUUGGAUUACCAAAACCAGAGUGGUGACCAACGGGAUUGUGACGGACUGGGACGCCCUGGAAAUGCUGUGGCAUUACGUGUUCUAUCAAGAGCUCCGAGUCGCCCCAGAAGAACAUGCUAUCCUGCUCUCCGAUGCUCCCUUGUCCCCUAUAACCAACAGGGAGAAGUCGGCAGAGCUGCUGUUUGAAGGGUUUGGGGUCCCAGCCUUGUUCAUUGCCCAUCAGACCUUGCUGUCGCUCUAUUCCACUGGCAGGACAACUGGACUGAUUAUCGAGUCGGGCCUGGGGGUGUCUUACACCGCACCGAUCCACAACGGUUACACGUUGCCUCAUGCCACCUUCCGCCUCGACCUGGCUGGAGGUUGUCUCACCGAGUACAUGGGAAAACUCCUGGAGGAGUGUGGCAACCCUUUCAGCUCCGAGGAGACACACAUUGUCAGGAACAUCAAGGAGACUUGUUGCUAUGUGACCCAUGAUUUCCAAGAGGAGAUGGUGGCCAGCGAGAGCGAUUACCUGACCGACUAUGAGUUGCCGGACGGACACAUUAUCACGAUAGGGAAUGAGCGUUUCCGGUGUCCUGAGGCCCUCUUCAAACCCCAAGUCAUCGGUCUCGCUGACCCAGGCCUGCACAUCUUGGCCAUGAAGAGUCUUCAGAAAUGCAAAGAGGGGAUCCAUUCCGAAUUGCUCAACAAUAUUGUUCUGUCGGGCGGUUCGUCAAUGUUCCCGGGAUUUGCUGAGCGGAUCCAGAAGGAGAUCGGAAAACUGGCUCCCAACCGUUCCAAGCUGAACGUCUAUGCUUCCCCACAAAGGAAGUUCUCGGUCUGGAUCGGGGGCUCCAUCACGGCCUGCCUGAACACCUUUCAGUCCCUCUGGGUCCGCAAGAAGGAUUAUGAGGAGGAGGGGUCCGUGAUUGUCCACCGCAAAUGCUUUUAGGAGAAGAGUAGAGAGAGAAUCUGGAGAGUUAGCAUUGCAAUGAGA